UUCAGCCUGGCUGAGAAAAAAGCAUCCGUUGAAAAGUCUCAAAGAAAUACACCACGUGAGGAAAAAAAACUGGGAGAAGAUCGGAAUAUAAUCGCUUUUUCUAUGAUAAAACUGGUGCCCCUCUUCAGGAGAACUGGUCUCAAUUUAUUAUUAUGCAACCACAAGGAUCUCUUCUUUCUCAGGGUGUAUAAGCUGCUGGAUUGCUUUUCGCCCAAAUCAAUGUGGUUUCUUUGGAACAUUUUCAGCAAAGGAUCGCAUAUGCUGCAGUGUCUUUGUGGCAAGAGUCUUAAGAAAAACAAGAACCAAACUGAUCCCCAGCUCAAGGGUAUAGUGACCAGGUUAUAUUGCAGGCAAGGCUACUACUUGCAAAUGCACCCCGAUGGAAGUCUCGAUGGAACCAAGGAUGACAGCAGUAAUUCUACGUUAUUCAACCUUAUACCAGUGGGACUGCGCGUUGUUGCUAUCCAGGGUGUAAAGACUGGGUUGUAUAUAGCCCUAAAUGGAGAAGGUUUCCUCUACACAUCAGAACUUUUUACACCGGAGUGCAAAUUCAAGGAGUCUGUUUUUGAAAAUUAUUAUGUAAUCUACUCAUCCAUGCUCUACAGACAACAGGAGUCUGGAAGGGCCUGGUUCUUGGGGCUGAACAAAGAAGGGCAGGUCAUGAAAGGAAACAGAGUGAAGAAAACAAAACCAGCAGCUCAUUUUCUACCCAAGCCAUUGGAAGUUGCCAUGUACCGAGAACCAUCUUUGCAUGAUAUUGGAGAAACAGUGCCAAAGGCUGGGGUAACUCCAAGUAAAAGCACAAGUGCAUCUGCAAUAAUGAAUGGCGGCAAACCAGUCACCAAGAGUAAGACGACAUAGCCAGAUCCUCACAGGUGUUGUGACUGACUGAGCCCCGAGUACGGUUGAGCGGUUUAUCCUUGCCAGACUUCCCCUCUGCAGUGUCCGUGGAUCAGCUCGCGGCACGUCGCCGACGCGCCCGCCGCUGUCUUCUGAACUGAGUUGUCGCAAGCGGAUAAAGCUCAACGUGUAGCUCUACCCACAACAAGAAGACACCUGGAUGAACCAGCUAAACUCAGACCAUGGAAUGCCCUACCAGAUAUUGGAAUGCCUUUUUAAUAUCUUUUCUGUGACUGUGACACUUCAUGUGAAUGACAUACUUCACAAGUACACUUGAUACCUUGCCUGCUGACAAUUGCCCAUAAUCCCUUUUUGAGUCCAGUUUCAGCAAAAUCCAUGUGUUUAAGUUCUAUUUUGUAGCACACAGAUAAUCAAGUAAUUUCUAGUUAGAUGCUGUAAACCUGUGCUAUUUAUGGAUUUCUCUUCUUCCCUUUUUUAUAAGGCUGCUCGCUCCACUGUCUGUGACCUUUUGCAGGGAUUGUGUUUCUCUAUAACUUAAUUGUUGCCGGUGGCUUAGUUUUGAAAGCAAUCAGGGAAUCAGGAAGCCUUCAAAAAUCUAUUAUUACAAAUUAUAUCUAUAAAGAAUAGGAUUGUUGUCUCUGGCUUACAAUAUUGAUUAAAUGUGAAUACUCUUUAGUAACAGAUACUGUGCUUCUGAGGUUGGCGUUAUAGUGGAGGGAAGAGUGUCAAACACAGCCAACGGGAAGUUUUCUGAAACGAGUGUUUGGCAUCCCCCUACAGUUUCUUUUUGUGUGUGUGUUUUAUACAUAUCACAGGCUUACUGGUAAUGGUAACAUUUGCCUUGCCCAGCGAGCAAGACCCACUCAUUUUUGGGAAAGUGGGUCCAAAGAAUUUUGUAGGCCUUGUAGGCCUGAAUUAAGGCUCAUUUUUCAUCUACUAAAUCUUCAUUGUUUGAAAAACAACCACCACCAAUAACAGAAAAAAAAUAAAUAAGACUAACCAGAAUUGCGCUACCUAAAUCCAUUUCAAAUAUAAUCCUUUCCUGUUUUUAAGGAACUGAACUUAAUGCCAUUGUUAUUUUUGGCUGAAUCCCACACCUACUUAGCAAAGCAUGGGCAAGGAUGUUGUUGUGUUCUUUUUUGCAGCACCAAUGCAAAGGGUAGUUACAAAUUAUAGUUUAAUAUUUCUGGUGUUUUAAAAAAAAAAAAAAAAGUUUUAAAACUGGACAUAUUACAAAACUUUAUUUUUAUUUUUAGCUAAGCAUGCAAAGUCCGGUCCUGUGUAUUUCACUGAUAUCCCAGUACGUACCUCCACCCAGCUUCCUAGGAUAAUAUGCCCACCAAAUUGCUAGAUUGAAGGUGCCUUGCCUUGAUCUCUGUAUACUGUACUUUCUCCUACAUGAACCUACAAGAAAUCAUAAACAUCAUAAAAUUGAAGCCUUGGAUCAUAUUACCAGAAACACCAUCAACACUUUGAGUUUGUCACUUGUGAACAAUUAAACCAAUGUGGGAGGAGGGAAGGGGGGGAAGAUAUAGAGAAUGCCACAGAGAUGCCACUGAAGUGUUGCACACUUAGUCACAGGCUUUCAGAAGGCUAAAAAUAUGGGUACUCUCUGUAUGCUGAAGAAGGUAUUUGUUUCUCAGAAAGGGUAACAAGGACCAAAGUGUACCUCAGGCUGGAAAACUGUGUGGCAACGCUCUCUUGGCCUCUUGAUGUUACCUUGAUAUUUAUAGACAAAAAAAAAAAAAAAAAAAAAGAAAAGGGGAAAUCAUCCAGGCCUUUUUUAGCUUUGUUAUUUCUGGCAAUUUGUUUUAUCACGUCUUUGUGCUGAAUUCCUUAACAGAGACCACUGGUUAUUUCAAUCUCCCUGUCUGCUCAGCUGAACAACUGAUUCAGUCUGAAGCAACUCUUCAUGCUAGUUUUCCAAUGUGUUCUGUUUUUAUAAGCAACAUUUAGUGCACUCUUCAAGGAAGCUACUGUAAAGCUGCUAAAUUUUACAUAAACUUUUUUUUUUUUUUUCUGUAGGCCAGACUUCCUUGUUUAUAUAUGUAACACGGGAACAGCAAGCUAACACAAUGUUGGGUCUUUCUAGGGAGGGAAUGAGUAAAGCAUGAAGCCCACUAUCCAUGCAGAGAAAAAAAAAAAACAACAAACCUACUCUAAUACUGUGAUAAAAAUGCAAAGAAACAUUGACUUAGACUGUGUCCUUGCCUGCUAGCACUAAAUAUGUGUGUGGGAAAAGCAACACUUUAUUAAAAAACUUUGGUGUCCCCUUCUCAUCCCAUCUGGUCCAGUGGGAUGUGUGCACCAUCCCUGAGAAAACAAAACCAAACCAAAGCAACUCUCGUGGUGAGCUGGGAGCUUGCUCUGCAUCUGGAGGACCCAUGGGAGGCAGCAGCCUUGACGUUGUACUGUCUGCUGGGUCCCAGAGGAGGCCCCAGGCUUUCCUACAACUAGACGAGGAGCACUUCACGACAUUUUGAGUAAGAUGAAGGCUACAUUCUCUUUCUCUCUCAGCUAAUGUAUUUCAUUAGAGAUCAUGAGGAGGGAAGACGUGUUCAUGUUCCAUCCAGCUGUCUUUUUACUCUCGCAGUGUAAGAGCCUGGGGAGAGACAGGGCUGGAGACCUGGCUGAGCCACGCAAGGAGGUUCAGGUUCAUGGCCUGAUGCUACAAUUAUUGUUUUCAACAUUAAACUUUUGAUCCUGGGUAAUUAUGAUCUGAAAAAUAGUUUGGGGGGCUAUAAUUCAGGCCAGAUUAAAUUUUUGUAACCAGUUAGUAUACGCUGGAAAAACAGCAUUUCUUUUUAUUAUUUUCUGAUUUCGUUUCUGUGGGCUAAAUCCAUAUAUGUGUUUAAUCCAAUUAAUAGAUGUCCUAAAAAAUAUUUUUUCUACUAUAUGUUUAAACACAGCAAAGGGGUCUUUGUGCUUUGUUUCCUCCCUUUAAUUUUGUCUCUUGUCUCAUCUGUUGCAUGGGAAAAGGAUGGCAAGGAUGAACUGCAUGUAGUAGGUUGUGUCUAUCAAAGAAUUGUUGGUCUGUAUUACUAAAUUUACAUACAUAUAUGCAAAGAGUUUGUCUGCAUUGUACAGUUUGUGUUUAUUCUUAUUUGUUGUAUACACAGAUUCAACACGAUGAAUAAAACAUUUAUAUGAAGGCAUACCACAAGACAACAAAAAAGUUUAUGUAAGAAGUAGACUGUGCAAAAACAUCAUUGCACUGGCCACAGGAUGGUGAAACUUCAUGUAAAUAGGUUGGCAAACUCAGUUCUCCCCUUUUACCAUGCCAAAGAAAAUUUUAGCUCCUUAAUAUAAUACCUCUCUUGCUGUUCUCCAGGAUGAGACUUCACCAUUUUCUUCCCUCUAAGAUUAAUUUUGCUGUUGAGUGAAAGCUGUUUUCAACUGUCUGUUACUACUAAAGUACUGUAUAGUAAACCUGAUGGAAUCAAUUUGUAUUUACAGAUUGGGGGUUUUGUACUUACACGUCCAGCUGUCUGUGAAUCUACAGCGUUCCAGGUCUUUUGCAUGCUUGCUUUGUAUUUUGUUCUUCUUCUGGGUUUUAUCUAAUCUCUGAGAGACUGUUUGCACAGCAAUCCAACUUCAUCUUACCAUUUCGUAUGUUAACACUGCACAUAGUCAUUAGCUCUUUCCUUUUUUUUUUUUUUUUAAUCUGUAUUUUAGCUACAGUUCUAUCUGGCGAAAUCAGUCACACCUGCACAGUUUUAGAAAUCCAGUUUUAAGUAGAUAUGAACCACUUCAACAAAGCACCAUUUUGUUGUACUUCAGAAAUUUUAUAAAUACACAAGAAUCCUUAUGAGAUUGCUCACACGGUAGAGCCUAUAGAAAGGUGUCUGUAGCUUUUAAGUGCUUUGUAGUUGACAUAACACAGCUUUUGCUUAAUUUGCUGAGGUUUUAGCCACUCUCAAAUACUUUUUCAAUAUGCUAUAAUUUUCAUAAACUUUAACUUGUGUAGAGUCAGAUUGGUUCUUAACAAGAACACUCCCCCCAAAUACAGAGUAAAGUAAUUCACUUUAACUAUGGUUUAUAUCUGAAAAACACUAAGAACUCUGACUUUUUAAUAUAUAUUGGGAAACUUUUUCUCUUGGUUUAAAUCCACUGUAAACAAUGAGGUAUGAAAGCAGGCAGUUUGGUCCAUACAUUAAAAGUGUGUCUUGCUGAUCCAUCUGUUUAUUGGUAUAAAGAAGAAAUUAUUCAGCUCGAUUCAAAUGGGAAUGCAAGUAAAAUUAGACUAAGUAAGGAGAUUAUCUUUCUUUUAAAUGCCUCCUUAGAUAAACUCAUAUUCUUCGCAAUGCAUUUUAAAGUGUCUAAUAACAGGGGUUUUUUUGUGGUGACUAAUGCAAAUGCUAUGACUUAUUUUUAAAGAUGUAAUAAAAUUUCUGUUCUAUUAUCUAGUCACAGAAAUAUUCAACUUAGCUUUCUUCAUCCCAGUAUCAUUUAGCUACAAAGUGAGAUGUCAUUCUGUAAAGAACUGAGGGCAGAGCAUCAGAAAUAUGUCAGAGCAGGUACAUAACUAAACAUUCGUCAAUGUGUUUCUUAAAGAGAGUAUGUCCAAGGAAAGAAGGGUCACAAGUUAACAAUUUAUACAAACAAAUCAAUCCACAGCUGUUUUACAGGUGAUAUUACAGAUAUGUUAUAUACAUUAGGCAUAAUCCCUCAAGCCUAUUGUGGAAGCAUUUGGCCCACUUCUGCAUUGUGUUCUUUCUCUCAUAAGAGGAAAGCAAGGCUGUAGUAUCUUUUGUUUAUAAGGUUUAUCAAUCCAGCUGGUAUGAAAUGCCUGUUUAUCCAAUUUGGUUUUACCACCUGUGUCGUGGUGUGGGCUGGAUACACCGAGAACUGCCUUUUGCCACAGGCCAGGCAGAAAGUUUUUACUGUCCCUGGGUAUGGAGGAACCAAGCAUUAAGUUUCACUCCCUCACACCUCUUCCUGCUUUUACACUUUAUGUAGCUGGAAUUCCCAUCACAGGGUAUGAGGUGUAAAAUCACUACUGAUUAAUACAGCUAUUUUUUUUUUUGCAAAUGUGGAAUAAUAAUCUUAUCCCUUCCGAUCACAUUUUUCUAGUGAGGAAAUGAGCCACAAAACAGAUCUGCUGGGAGUGACAUCACCAGUUACCUCAGCAUGAAGAGCGGGGGGAAUGUUUAAGCAACAUUAUAAGAAAUAGAGUGAAAGUAAGAAAGGAAUUUAUGUAUCCAUUAUAUUUUAGUAGUCUUAGUUAAUACUUUAAGGUUUGUAGCAAUAGCACCAUUUUGUUUAAUAAUUUACAUUUUAAUAAACCACUGACAGUAGCUGUCUUAGAAUAUUCUAGUAUUUUUCCACAUGUAUCUUAACAAACAACUUGGAUAACACUUUUUGAAAUGUUAUGGAUAUGUGAUCCAUCCAGUAGCCAAAAUAUUGUAGAUUGUUUUUUUAAAAAGUUCUAAAUAGAAAUCAGAAUAAUCUUACACUUUUAAAGUAUAUAAACUUAAAAUGAAAGCAAAUUACAAAGUAAAAUUCAUUCAAUAUGACAUUGCCACCCUCUAAAAAAUUGUUCUUUUGUCUAUGAAUAAGAAUACCUGAAAUACCGUGGCUGAUCUACAGCAUAUAUAAAUCUGCUUAUCAUGCCAUGAAACAAGACAAAAACAUCUACUGAACCUAGAUAUGAGUUUUGAUUAUCUAGUAUUUUCUCAUUACAGUACUAAAUACAAAUGGAAGGAAAUCAAGGAAAAUUUUGUAUCUUUCAUUGUUUGCACUCUGAUUCAGCAGACAAAUGUAUCUGCAAAAAACAUUGAUUAUAAGAUGAUCCAGGUCAGCGGAAUUCAUAAAUAUAAAUAAAACCAAGAAUCUGUGCUCUCCAGGCACCAGGGCUGACAAAAUGCCUAUAUUUUUAAAUUUAAUAAAAUAUUAAUGUUAAGUUCUAUGGAGUUUAAGGGUUAUACUAUAAUUUCAAGAUGAAUUUUACGUAGAAGAUUCUUUAUACUGUAUCAAUACAUUUUAGAACUCUGCCUGGUAUUUUGGUUAUAUGAAAACAGAGCAGCUAGCAGCUUUGGGAUGUAUGUCUCAUUAUUUAUCUGCAUACCUUCUAUAUAAGUUAUGCAUGGAUGUUUGGUGAUUAUACUCCCUGAGAACACGGGUUUCACAAGCUUCAUUUUUAGAAAGAAAGAAUCCAUGUUAAGGAAAAACAAAUGGGUAAGAGAAAGAGCAAGCUACGUGGGAAGGGGGAUAAUAAAAGUGAUAAAAUAAAUUCAUUCAAACUUUUUGCAUUCUAUUACAUGUUCUGUACCAUUGUAUUUUCCUAUUUCAAGGCUGUCCUUUGGAAAAGAAAACUAAUUUCUAGACUAAUAAUGGAAAUACCUUUUUUCCUUGAUAUAUAGUUCCCUUAUUUCUGAAUCAUGUACCUCUUUAAAUAUCAGAACCUUGGCACCUAAACCUCAAAGUUCCAGUUUGGUAUUAAAAAGAAAUAUUUUCCAGCCAUCUAAGCAAUUUCUCGCUCAAUCAUGGUUUCACAAAAUGUAAACACUUUUGAAACUAAAAUGUAUGUAUCUUUUUUUGCUCUAAAGAAUUCAAGGGCUGCCAAAUCUACAUGUACAAAAAAAUAAGAGAUUCAUAUGUAAAUAAGUUAGGGAAGUCCCAAUAGUUGUGCAUCGUUCAUAACUCAAUGUGAAUUUCACACUGAGCAGCAUUUCACCAUUGGAAAAUAAAAUUUUUGUUCAUA
Molecule: messenger RNA, 7564 nt
Organism: Calidris pugnax (ruff)
Lineage: Eukaryota; Metazoa; Chordata; Aves; Charadriiformes; Scolopacidae
Gene: FGF14
Product: fibroblast growth factor 14
Exons: 5
Coding region: 103-861 (252 amino acids)
Biological process (GO): positive regulation of gene expression; animal organ morphogenesis; regulation of cell migration
Cellular component (GO): cytoplasm
Molecular function (GO): fibroblast growth factor receptor binding; growth factor activity
Source: RefSeq, a predicted model, not a curated record